Messenger RNA from Paramuricea clavata, 5844 nucleotides. The record is from the annotation of a GenBank genome assembly. NCBI's taxonomy places the organism in Eukaryota, Metazoa, Cnidaria, Anthozoa, Malacalcyonacea, Plexauridae.
GAAGCUGAUCUGAGUAUUGAUGAAACUAAGAAACUGCCAUUUACAGAACUAAAUUUCAUUCUUGAUGCUUGCCGCCAGAGAUGUCUGGACCAUGCAUUAAGGUAUUAAAACAAUAAAACCUUAAUUUCUAUUCCACCCACUAAAGAAAUUGUGAACAACUAUAUGUGGAAUUGUUUUUACAUGCAUAUAAUCAGUGACAAAGGAAGCUUAAUAGGCAAUUCCAGCUACAGACUAAGUUUUGAUCUAGGCAAGGAGGACAAAAUCCAUCACCACAGCUAAAAAGAGCAUGUUAAAAUUAGUACAAUUGCAAAGUUUGGUUGCGAAAUGUUGUAAAAUCAGGAACAUAUGUCAUAAAGCCCUGUGAAGUUCGCAAAUUUUGUAUAGAUUUGUAUUACGCGCGUGAAAAAUAAUCAUUUUUGAGCCGAAAGUGGUUAUUUUUACCGCGCGUAAUUCAAAUCUAUACAAAAUUUGCGAACUUCACAGGGCUAUAUUUUCCUCAUUUUACAACAUUUCGCAACCAAACUUUGCAAUUUUACUAAUUUUAACAUGCUCUUUCUAGCUGUGGUGAUGGAUUUUGUUCUUCUUGCCUAGAUCAAAAUUUAGUCUAUAGUAUAGCUGGAAUUGCCUAUUGGAGCCUAGUUGAUAUAAAGUAAAUUAAAUCUCUAUGUUAGUUGGGUCCCCUAUAAUCUGUGCAUCGGGUAUAUGCUAAAGGUAUGCCUAGAAUAACAAUUAACCUUCCAAAAGGGUGCCCUCCUUACCAUUGUCCCACAGCCCAAUCCCCCCCCCCCCCAUCCCCUCCCCUCAGAGCUACAAUUCUGACAAGCUAAUAUGUUAUACAUGUUGUAUGAAUACAUAGUUGGUGUCAAGACCACAGGCCACAAUUAGAAGAGAAAGGCAGCUUGCUGGAAUUUAAACUUCAUAGAUUAAAAUACAUUAAUCUAUUGGUAGAAGGGAAUAUUACAGCUGCACUUCGUUAUGCUAACAACUUUGUACCAUUUUCAAAACAAAAUUCAAAAGGUUGGUAUCUUAAUUAAACGCACCAUGUGUUAUUUUCCUAGCAUCUUAAUAAGCUAACUACAUGUAAUGUUGCAGAUUUACCCAUUAACUAUCAUAAGAAGAAAAUUGAACUUUCCGUUAAUGGACAACUUGCAUGUUAGACUAAAUUUUAAUCUAAGCAUAGAAAAGGGAAUCAAACACCACAGCUAAAAAGAACAUACUGAAAUUAGUAAAAGUGCAAAAUUUGGCUGCGAAAUGUUGUAAAGCUUGGAAAAUAUAGCCUUGCAAAGUUUGCAUAUUUUCAUUAUAUUUCAUUACGAGCGGAAAUUGUUACCAUUUUCGGCUCAAAAUUUUCCGCACGUAAUACAAAUAUACUGAAAAUAUGCAAACUUUGCAAGGCUAUAUUUUCCAAGCUUUACAACAUUUCGCAACCAAAUUUUGCAAGUUUACUAAUUUUAAUAAGUUCUUAACGGGAAUUUACUUUUUUUUUUGCCUAGAUCGGUUAGAUCAAAAAUUUGUCUAACAUGCAAGUUGUCUAUUGUGUUUUUGAAUGUUAAAACUGAACUCUCACCAUUAUACAAAGAAUGAAUGUUUAUGAGUGCAAUGGUAAAAAUAUUUUCAUGAGGUGAAAGAUGGAAUGUUCCAUUCAAUGAGGCGACAGCCGAGUUGAAUGGAACAUUCCAUCUUUCACCGAAUGAAAAUAUUGUUACCAUUGCACGAAUAAACAUUCAUUAUUUGUUUUUUAUAAUACCAAAAUAGAGCUUUUUCAAGAACAGUUUAUUAAAACACCAUUUAAUAUUAAAAUAAAUGCACACAUUUUGACGGAUGCGAUUUAUCGAAAACACAAGAGUGCAAUGGAAUAAAACGUAUAGUACAAUUGCACUCGCAAAGAGUGCAAUGGAACGUAUUCCAUUGCACUCUUGGGAAAUGGAAUUUUCUAUUCAAUAUCACGUGACCAUAAACAGCCAAUGAAACAAUCAGAAUUCAAUAAGGUAUUAUAUGAAAUUGGUUAUUAUAGAUUUCCUACAUGGUAAAUUAAUAAAAAAACAUGUUUAAUAUCUACCAUCAAUGGUACUUUAUUUGUGUCCUGUGCACAGGAAAAUACCAUUAGUGCUAAAUAUUAAACAUCAUGGUUUUUACAAAUUUACCAUAUAAGAAAUCUAUAAUAACCAAUAAUGGUAAGAGUUUAGCGUAGUAGUAGUGCCUUCCACGCGCGGGUGAGUUGCAGGCUGUUGUCAAUUUGUGGGCUAUCUGUUUCGGAAAAUAUCCGAACUAGGCCGGUCAACCUGCAAACCUUGUCAAAUACUACCCUAAUUGGCCUAAAAUAGUAAGGCGGAAGCGAAAGGCGAUGGAACUAGGCUGAUAAGAGGGCAGUUUUUAUAUUGAUAGUAUACAUGGUAGCCUAGGCCUUUACUCGGCUGGCUUUGGCAAGUUUGGUCAAUUUCAGGCUAGCAUUUGGUAAGUAUUGCGAUGGUGUUUCGCUUUCGCUCUUUUCCUCCGCCCCGCCCCCAAAUCGGUUAGGUCCCAGUCUAUCUAAAUAUUAAAACAAUAAAAAUAAAAAUAGAAGGUCUACUGUAGGUCUAGGCUGUAUACUGUACAUGGUAAAUAAAACAUUAAAAACCAUUCAAGAACCGAUUAAUGGAAAAUUUUUCCUGUGUAUCCCUAAUCACUUUCAGAAAUCCAACAGUUAAUGGCGUGUUUAGCAUAUUGUAAAUCAGGUCUUGAAAACUCUCCUUAUGCAAACUUGCUGGAUCCUGUACAUUGGAUAGAAAUAUGUGAAAUAUUUACCCGUGAUGCUUGUGGUUUGCUGGGAUUAUCAUUAGAAAGUCCUCUUGAGGUGUGUAUUUCAGCUGGGUGUCAGGCAUUGCCGUCGUUACUACAGAUAAAACAAGUCAUGCAACAGAGACAAUGUUCUGGCGUGUGGACAUCUAAAGAUGAACUACCUGUAAGUAUCUUGUUGAAAUUUGAAUGUUGGGUUCUAGUGUAGUUAGCGAUGAACAACGCGCUUGGUUGAAUGAUAGUCUAACUCCCUGCUGCCGCAGGCAGAUUUAAUGAAGGAGAAGUACAGACCAUGCAGAGAAAGCCCUCGAAGUACAGGAGAGAGCCUACUAAUCUGAACAAGUUCAUAAAAGUAAAACUAUCUGACCGAAGUAACAAAAAAAUUACAAUAUUUAGUCAGGGGAUCCACUCACAAAAGUGAUUUUCAGUGGAGCCCUGCUAAAAAAAUAAAACUAACAAAAGUGAAUGUAUGAAAGGUUAUAUAGUAUAAAGUUUUUGCGCAUCCUAUCAGUUCAGUAGAGUGUCCUAUGUAGCUAAAUGUUUCUUUAGUUUAGUUUCAAAAGUUUUAAUUUGACAUAUAUUCCGGAGUUCCACAGGCAGACUGUUCCAGUCGUUGGCAGCAUGGUAGCUGAAUGCCUGCUUCCCCCAGUUCUUCUUGACGAGUUUUAUCACCCCACACAAAAUCAGCGUGGUCAAAGAUCGGCAUGACAAGGCUGUUUACUAGAUUACGAUGAAGUACUGAAAUCGACUUGGAGCCGGUUGUACACUUUUACGAUUCGAAUUAGGCUGGAUAGCGCUACCCACCGGGUAGUGAUUUUUUCAAAAUUCAUAGAAAUGCCAAAAACAUGUGAAACGACCGAUUUAAUCUUGGUUAUAGUAUUCAACGGUCAAUUUUAGAAAGGUUGAAAAAAGCACUAUCCCAUGGUCAUGGAUAGGUUAACACUAUUUUCCAUCCAGCAAACUGACCUGACGUCAUUUUUGGAAGAUGGAGGAGGUGUUAAAUGGCUAUGUAACUAACCCAAACCCUACCCCUACUCUUACCCCUAACCGCAACCCCAACUCUAACCCUAUUAACCGAAUUAAUAAAAAAAUCCAAAAAGAAACGACUUUAGAAAAUCGAUAGGGCGGUUUGCUGGAUGGAAAAUAGUGUUAACCGCAUGGAUAGCACUAGUACAACCUGCAAAAAUGGCCUUCACUUUUUACAUUUGUCAGCUUGUUAAAUCAUUCAACAAAGUUCGUAAAUAGCUGUAAGUAUUUAGCUAACUUUACCUAAAACUAAAUUAAUCCUACAUAUAUUAGUCUAUAUAAUUUUAUUUAUACUGCAGCUCUUUUCGAUCUAGCCUGAAAGUACACCCAUGCUCACACUGUUUAUUGUUUUUCAGAUUGAGAUUGAUUUAGGUUCAGAACAUCGAUAUCAUUCUCUCUUCGCUUGUCCUAUAUUACGUCAACAAUGUACAGACAGUAACCCGCCACAACGACUGCAAUGUGGUCAUGUCAUAUCAAAAGAUGCUUUAACUAAACUUACCAAUGGCAACAAGUAAGUAACACAGUAUGACCGUAUUUCUUCUCACAAUAUUUUCUCCACUUGUGCCACGGUUUUAAUAAAACCUAAGGGACCUGUCAUUAUUUAUGGCGGGGGGGGGGGGGGGGGGGGUGGCACCGAAGAGAGAACGGUUGGGUAAACAAAAUUUUGAGUAAGUAAAAGGUUGGGUAAAUGAAGAACAAAACAACUCAAGGGUUGGGUAAUAAAAAAUAUUGUCAUUUCCAAAGUGUGACUCACUGAAAUAUUGGAGACUAAAAAGCAUAUGUUAUGUACUGUAAAUACAAUAUGUGAAUCAAUCUGAGUCACUAUCUGUCAUUUUCCGUUAUGUUGGGAAACAAAUGGUGUCUCCAAUUUAGAAACUACAUGUGCAGACAUUAUGAGACUUUAGACGGCAGAACAUUUCACAAUCCGUUAUCAAACUCAUGUCACAGAAGUGGUAAAGGACAUGGUCACAACUGAAUGGUAUCCUUUUGUAAAAUUUUUGGCCAGGGGUUUGUAUUUAUUUUUUAAUUGAUAUUUGAGGUUGGGUAAUCAAAUUUUUGACUUUGUAAUGGUUGGGUCAGCAAAAUUUUUCCCAUGAAAAACAUUUCUCUUCGGUGCCACCCCCCUGCCAUAAAUAAUGACCAGUCCCUAACUGAGAGUAGUUGCGAAAAAUAUUUAGGCCAUGUUACACGAGCUAAUGUUCCUGCUCCAUGUAAAAGUUGGUUUACAUUAUCAAAGUUUCUAUGAUCACAGGAUGGAUUUUGCGUGUAAGUAAAUUCUAAGUUUUGAAGGAUUUGUAAAAAGUGUUUGAGGGAAUUGUUAAACUUCAAAGUCAGUUCCCUCAAACAUUUCUUACAAAUUCUUCAACACUUAGAAUUUACCUGUACAAAAUUCAUACUAAGAUCACAAAAAUUUUGAUAGUGUAAACGAGCGGCCUUAGCACAUUUUUUUCUCCUGAAAAAUGUGUAACUUGUUUUGCGAUGUGCAGUGGAGUUAUAUUUUUCGCAUUGAAUUAUGGAAGAAUUUACCUGAUUGUAAACAACCAAUCAGUCCAGCCUAGACCUAGGCCUUCUAUUUUUAUUAUUUUUUAGUAUUCAGCGCUUUUUCGCAUGAGAAGACUGGUACUUAGGCGAUUUGGGAGCGGGGCGAUACUUACCAAAUGCUAUCCCGAAAUUGACCAAAUUUGCCAAUGCCAGCAGAGUAAAGUCAAAGGCCUAUAGGUCUAGGCUGCAAUCAGUCUAUUUCCUGAUUGGUUGACUUUUAACCGAUGUGAGCCUUGUGUAAUACUCUGCCGCAACUUAUGGGCGUCACACGAAUCAUUGUUACUUUCAAUUUGCAUGCAACGUUGCAAGUCGCAGCAAAAAUUGCCUGUAUUACGUGGCCUUCAGGUCCUUUUAGAACCGAAGAUUUGAAAUAGUUUAACGUAUUAUAGGUAUGUGGCAUGUCAUAAACUCUUUUUCUCUUUUUUUUGUGUUAGGGUCAAGUGUCCAUAUUGUCCAAAAGAAAUGUCACCUAAUGAUGCUCGAGAGCUUCAUUUCUACUAA